This is a messenger RNA of Rhagoletis zephyria (snowberry fruit fly), 2719 nucleotides long. RefSeq lists its product as uncharacterized. The record is from RefSeq and is a predicted model, not a curated record. NCBI's taxonomy places the organism in Eukaryota, Metazoa, Arthropoda, Insecta, Diptera, Tephritidae.
CUUGACAAUUUGAGCACUUAGGCGAUUGUAAUAGAUUUGCUAUGCAGAAUGUGAAAUUGCAACCCUGUAUUUCGGUCGCCGCAUACAAAGCUGAAAAUUUUCUUUCUUGCAGGCGUUUCUUGAAAUCGAUCAAUAAAAAGCUAAGUUUUCAGAAAAAUUCUGUGCAAACAGCCAAAUUAACUGAAACAGCAUAGAAUAUAGGUUUAUUCUGACUUACUUAAUAUUCUUAUGUUAUUAGAUUUUGCAUAAAGUUAGCAAAAAGGUUUCAGAUUAACUUUUGCCGGAACGCUGUAUAAGCAGGAUUUUAAAGACAAGUGAGUAACAUUUUGUGUGAAUUUGUGAAAAAAUGAAUAUCACUGCGGGUGAACCAGUACCACCUGGUUUCGAAGACGAAGUCAAUCGGGAACCAGAAAUUCAAAAAGCGAUUGACCAAUAUAAAGGCAAUGCUCUUGUCGGACUUGAAUAUACACUGGAGCUACACGAAGAAGAUCGUCAUGAGCCAGGCUACUUUUGCAUUCUUUGUGACAAGCGUGGUGAUCCACGUACAAUUAUGCAACAUUGGACAUCUUACAACCACCGAUUGAAAUAUCUAGAGAAGCAUUUUCCAACGGCGGUACACGAAUUCAAUCCCAUCAAGUACAAGCCGAAUUCGCAGCAGAUUCUCUUGGCCGUGGUUCAGAAAUUAGCAAAGGCUAUUGAAGACCAUCAUGGCCGUUUGCAUUUGACAGUAGCAAACAUUGAUGACUUUCGUCGUAUGAAGGCCAAAUUCGUUGGGGAAAUCAAUAAUAAAUACCAUUUUGAUGAAAGGAAUGGACCUAAUUUCCUUGAGACUAUUGAUCGCUCUCUUUGGGAACCGAACCCGGCCCCGAACCCUAUAAAAAAUAUGGACCAGACAUUGCAGAUAACUAUUAAAGCACCUAAGCGUAUAACAAAUGAGGAAACACCAACAAAAUCCACUAACCGGGAUGAUUUGGAUGAAAUUUCCAGUGACUCGGAUGGGCAAUCAAGUUCUAAAAAAACAAAGAAAAGGGAGCAAUCGCCAGCAUAUCGAGUAUUGCCAAGAGUUCGACGUUCGCCACCUUUCGAAGAGGAACGAAGUGAUGAACGUAAGGAUGCUGAUAAGAAAUUGCCGACACCACGGGAAUUAUCCCUGCAAGCCUCUCACAUUGCACAAGAGAAAUAUAAAUGGGAAAAAUACAGAUGUAUGCUUGAAAUACAGCUAAGGCAAAUGGAAAAAAUUCAACAGGACUAUGAUAAAAAUCCGGAAAAACAUCCAUUGUAUCCCGAAGAAUGGAAAAAGUUCUGGAAUCGGCGGUAUAAGGAGUUGCAAGCUGAAAAGAAGACCGAUCCUAAUAAAUAUGAUUACAAACCGGAAUGGAUCGCAUUCUGGACAAAGCGUAUGAAGGAUUUAUUUAACGUUGAGGUUGAAAAGAAGAAAAAAGAAAUAAAAGUGAAACUUGGUCUGCCUGAAGAUGCCGAAGAAAAAGUAGAUCAACUGAAAGAAAAGUAUAAGGUGCAAAUAGGACGUAAUGCAACCGCUAUUACAUCUGGUGGUCAUAUUUUAGGACCCAAAGUUUCGGACAGAAACGUUGAACCUGCUCCCAAGCGUUCUAAAAACCUAGGUGAUGUUAUAAACAUCAGUGAUGACGAAUCUCCGGUGCGACGUCGACCUCGUCGUACCCGUACGCGAUCUCGUUCUCGUUCUGCUUCGCACCCGCGAUCUCGCCCGCGUCGUUCCCGUUCUAGAUCGCGUGGUCGUGACUAUAAACGAUCGCGUGACCGAUCCACUUCAUUGUCUAAAAGUCCGGUCUCUGAUGAUUAUAACCCCUAUCCCGUGCAACCUCAUCCCCAUCGUCAUCGUCAUCACCCAAGAAGUUACGUCCCACCUGUUGAAAGUGAUUAUUUUAGCUCAUCAUAUCCACCUCGCAGUAGAUUUGCUCCCGCUCCAACUUCAUCGCAUUAUGGUGCGACUACUCAUUACAGAGUACUAGAACCUCAUCAAUAUCCAAAAUAUGAACGUUCUCCAUCACCAAACUCGAAAUCGGCACCAGCAAAGGAAGAACCGGAACCGGAGGAUGAGGGCCCGCUUACUGUGGUAGCAGUGCUGCGCUUACUCACAGCUCUUGAGGAUCAUCUGGGCAGCCUCGGUCCGAAGGUAGUCGACUUACUUGGAAAAGCUUUGGCACUGGAGAAAGUAAAGGCCAAUUCGGCAGAUGAUUUGUUGUUGAACGAUGACCAUGUUGUGUUCUUUGAAACUAUUAAAGAGAAAUUAAAAGGCAUCUUAAUUGCUGAUGUUCUCGAUGAUCAACAAAAAGUGCGAGCCGUUAAAAAAGCUAUCAGAAAUAUUGCCGCUGCCGUUCAUCAGGUUACCACAAAAGGUAAGUACCAACAUUUUAAAACAGUAAGUAUUAAAUCACUAUAUGCCAGUGAAAUUCAGCUGGAACAGAAGGUCAGUGUUAAGGACUUACCGUUUGACCGUCAAGUUGUGUCGACGAAAUUGGCUGCCGCAUUAGUAUUUCAAGGCCGUGAAGAUGUGUCCACAGAAGAUAUGGAUAAGUUGAUUUAUCUAUUUAUUUUGUUGGUAAAAUUAUCUAAAGAAAAACAAGAUGUUGACGGUAAAGGCUUGCAGCUCGGAGCUGUAUUAUCAACGUUAGGCAUAUAUGUACCAGAUUCAGCCACUUCUACUGCGUUGGCCGCUUUGCCAGCUCUUGUAGAAGAG